AUGCUCGCGGCCCCCGCGCGCGUGAGCCACCCAUCCAAACCCAGUCUACCCCCCCUCCCGGCCGCUGGGGCGCCGGGAUCAUGGCCAGGAUUCCGUCGCGAGCGGACGUGA
This is a messenger RNA of Geosmithia morbida, 111 nucleotides long. RefSeq lists its product as uncharacterized. The record is from RefSeq and is a predicted model, not a curated record. Lineage: Eukaryota; Fungi; Ascomycota; Sordariomycetes; Hypocreales; Bionectriaceae. The transcript has 2 exons. Bases 1 to 111 code for a protein of 36 amino acids.